AGAUAACACAAAAGGAAAGUUAAAUUUUCUCUUAAAUUCUAUAACAGUGCAGUACUUUGUUGAAAUGCUCUUAUUGUUUAGAUCUCUUUAAAGUUUAAGGCUUAAACUAUAAAAUCUCUACAUUCUGAUAUUCUCUUUUUUAUUGUCUAAAUACAAUGCAAAUAUUUAUAAGCAAAAACAUAUAACAUAUAAAAAUAACAAUAUAUUUUUUCAUUUAAUUAUUAAAAAUAAGAGUUCACUAAUCUCUCUAUGCUGAUAAGACUAAUUCCAGAUAGUGGCCCCACUUUAUACAGACGUACUUUUUGCAACACAAUUUCAAUAACAGUGCAGUUUCAGACUAUGAAGUAAAGCAUAACUUAGUGAAAUGUUUAAUUUAAUAAAUUUUAUUUUUGUUAUAAUCACUACAAUCCUAAGCGUUCUUUUGGCUCUCUAUGUCUAUUUAACAUGGCAUUUUGAUUAUUGGAUAAAAAGAAAAAUACCAGGACCCAAGCCAAGAGUACUGUAUGGUACUUUUCCUGGAACCAUAGAUGGUAAAAGAAAUUUUAUAUAUGAUUUAGAUGAGAUUUAUAGACAAUUCAAAAACAAAGCAAAAUUUGUAGGUGUUUUUAUGACCAGAAGUCCCCAGCUAAUGAUCUUAGAUCCUGAAUUGUGUAAAGAGAUUUUGAUAACAAAUUUUAAAUGUUUUCAAGAAAAUGAAUCUUCAAUACGGACAGAUCGUGUACGAGAACCAAUAUCUGGCAGUAAUCCCUUUGUUUUACCCUUUGAUGAAUGGAAAGUUAAAAGAGCAGAAAUUGUACCAGGAGUUACCUCAUCUAAGAUAAAAGGCAUGUUUCCAAUUAUUGAAAAUGUUUGCACAAAAUUUAGACUAUAUUUAAAAAACGAAAUAAAAAAUGGUACCAGGACCUUUAAUGCAAAGGAGGUAGCUCUUAAAUACACUGGUGAUGUUGUGGCCGAUGUGGUAUGGGGUAUAGACGCUGAAAAUCUGUCCACCACCAAAGAUGUCUCUCAAAAGAAAUCCUCUAUAUUUAACAUGUCCAAAACAAUGAUAGCACAAAAUUUCCAUGCAUUUAAUUAUUAUUUCAUAGCUAGAAUAUUUCCCAUUAUAAGGCGAUUUUACUAUGUACGCUUUUUCCCCGAAAUAACAGAUCGUUACUUUACGAAACUGUCCAGAUCUGCUGUGGAGCUAAGGCAGGCUCAAGAAAAUAACUCUAGACAGGAUUUUCUACAAUAUAUAGUGGAUUUUAAAGAGAAAAAGAACAUUUCCGAUACCCAAAUAACGGCACACAAUUUAACGUUUCUCUUUGAUGGUUUUGAGACAUCGGCUACUUUGAUCAGUCAUUGUUUAUUGUUGCUGGCACGUUAUCCUUUAGCUCAGCAAAAGUUAAGACAGGAGAUACAACAACAUCAUCAUCUUACUUUAAACUCCACCUUAAAUUUUGAUGAUUUAGUAAAGCUUCCCUAUUUGGAACAAUGUGUAGCAGAAACUUUACGUAUAUUUACUCCUUUACCUUUUAUGGCCAAAGUCUGCACACAACCUUGUGAAUUUACCAACAAUGAUGGUGUUUCCCUGCAAAUACAACCUGGAGAUAUUUGUCUCAUUUCCCUGCACUCUAUGCAUCAUGACGAAGAGUUUUUCCCCCAACCGGAGGAGUUUAUGCCAGAACGUUUUGCCGAGGAGAAUGGUGGCACCAAGAAGUACAAAGGCAUGGGUGUAUAUUUGCCAUUUGGCGAUGGUCCAAGAAUAUGUUUAGGUAUGAAGUUUGCUUUAACUCAAGCCAAAGCUGCCAUUGUGGAGGUAAUUAAACAUUUUGAAUUAACGGUUAAUGAAAGAACGCGUCAGGAUAAUUAUCAGUCUGCUGAUUCCUUUAUGAGUGGUUUAGAUGGUGGCAUUUACUUGGAUGUUAAAGAGUUAUAAAAUAACAAAAAAACGGUGGUAAAAAGUUUAAUUAAAUGAAUCUUAUAAAGUAAAAAAGUAGAAAAGAAUAUAAUGACAAAGAUGCCAACGAAAGUGAAAUUUUAUUUAACUCGCUCCACUUAACAUAAUUUUGAAAUUAAGGUUUAAGGGUGGAUAAUAAAACGUCAGUCAACUUCUAAGAGACAUAAAACAUAAUUGAACCAAUUAGGGGGAUGGCAGUCACUAUACACAUCAAAAAUUGUCUUCUGUCAUAAGACCUAAACAAAUCAAUUGCCUUCAAUAUUUAAGCCAUUUAUCAACAAAUAAGAUCUUUGAAUUCAAAAUGUAAGCAAAAACAAAAACCAAUCAGCAAUACUCAGCAAUAUAUAAUAAAAUAUUUUAAUGGAUUAUUUUCAUUUAAUUUUUUUAUUUGAAAAUCAAAUUGAAUGAAUGAAACAAUCGUUCAUUCAUUCAAUCGUUUGUUUUAAAACGUAUACAAAUACUCUCAAUCUUAAAUAAACAUGUUUUCCCAUCUAA
This is a messenger RNA of Lucilia cuprina (Australian sheep blowfly), 2431 nucleotides long. Its product is annotated as probable cytochrome P450 28d1. The record is from RefSeq and is a predicted model, not a curated record. Gene Ontology annotation, molecular function: iron ion binding; monooxygenase activity; heme binding. NCBI's taxonomy places the organism in Eukaryota, Metazoa, Arthropoda, Insecta, Diptera, Calliphoridae. Bases 365 to 1915 code for a protein of 516 amino acids. The transcript is spliced from 8 exons.